CACAGGGAGGUGGAUCGUUGUGUCCAAUGUUUCUCCAUAGAGGUGACUUAAACCUUUCUCCUCAAACAAAACGGUUCCAGCUAGAGCUGAGAGUUGGUGUUCCUCUCCCCGAGAGGAGCGGGAGGUGGAUCAGGGGAACACAAUAAUGAUCAGCACCAUGGAAUGCGCAGUGGACGCGCAAAGCCUGAUCUCCAUGUCCUUAAUGAAGAUCCACAAUUCCAGGACGCAGAGAGGGGGAAUCAAGCUGCACAAAAACCUGCUUGUCUCUUAUGUGCUGAGGAACGCAAGGCAGGUCUACAUCAAGGAGAAAUACGCGGAGAUCUACAGGAUGCAGCAGUACGAGGAGGUGAUGACGGUCUGCAACGAAAUCCAAGAGCUCAACCCGCUGGAUUUGGACGCAGAGGACACCGACGACGAGGAGCAGACGCGGGCAGCCUGCUGCGGCGAAGAGGCGAGUCUGUGCGACGCUGCAUGCCAAAGAGGCGCAGCGCAACCAGAGGCGCACGCCCGGACAGCGAGCGCUCUCCUCAGCGGCUGUCCUAUCGAGGACGGCGGCAAAGAACCGGAGCCGUCCGACUACCGAAGCUGCUGUAUGGAGGCGUCCCCUCUGUCCCACUUUGACCAGUUUCCAGCGCUGCAAGACAGACAUUGCAAUAAAACGACAGUGUUGGAUUUGGACACGCAUGUGGUGACCACGGUGGAGAACGGUUAUCUCUACCAGGACUGCUGCUGUGACGCGCUCCAGUGCGGCCAGGGCGCGCAGUCCCCGGCCAAGAAACGGAAGGUUGAAUUCGGUUGCUGCAUAUCCGAGGUGGAGGAAAUAUCUGAUUUUACAGCUGCUCGCAAAAGGGCGAAACGCGAGGACUGUUCUUACUCCAACCCGGAAUACACAGACACUUCCAACAUCUCAAACCUGAUCUCCAUCUUCGGCUCGGGGUUUUCAGGGCUGCUGAGCAGACAGACGGACUUGGAACAGAUCUGUAGCAAACAGGCGUUGGCCAGCCUUGGAGCAUGGACCCGGGCGAUUGUGGCAUUUUGAAUCAAACACUUUAUUUCACUGAAGACCGGGGUCAGUUGUAACACGUUUCCCCACAAAAUAUUAGUAAACAAAAGCCAAGAUCCGUUUUCUACUGCCAGCUUUUGCACUGUUCUAGGCAUAGUACGGAAUAUGUAUAUCAAACGUUCCUAUUCCAAGAAACUUUCAGCAAAUGCUCUGUAGAGACCAUUUAAGAAGACCACAGGGUGAUUGUGAUUGUCCCUGAUAAUAUUUAUGUGGAAAAAAGUUUCUGAAACCUUCCAGAAAUAUUCUUUUAAUAAAUCAAGCCAGAACUUUCUUGGAAAGUAAAUGACAUGGCAUUUGGAAGCAUUCCAAAUUAAGUGGGAAAUGCUCUUUAACAUCUUUCUUAUGUGCAAAUAGCAGAUAAAUAUAUGUAGGAUGUGUAAGUUUAUGAGUUAAUAUCUGAUAUAUCAAAAUUAGGCAAAUUCUGAACUACAUUUAAAAAACGUCGCCAAUGUUCUUUAUUCAAUAUGUUAAAUAAUAACAAUUAAUUUUAAGCUAAAUACGUUUUAGCAUGUGUUACAACUGACCCCACAGUAUCAGCCAUGGUAAAAUAUUGUGCUAAAAUCACAGCAACUCUGGCAUAAGCUAAUCUCAGUAGCUUGUAGUUUCUCACACAGAUGUAACAAAAACAGUGUUUCAAUGUGUUAAAGAGUUGAAUUAAUCAAAAAUGAUACCUCAAAGCACACCUUUGUCUUAAAAAUCUAAAACAUAUGUGACUGUGGUCAGUCGCUAUAGGCGACAUCACUCACACUUGCUUCUGAUUGGAAGAAAUGUAGGUGUUACAACUGGACCCGGUCUCUCCUAUAAUGUCUAAAUUGACUUUAUUUUUGCAAGAAAAAGAAAAGCUAUUUAAAAAAUUAACAAUUUAUUGACAAUAAUUUCAACAGGGCGAGGAAUGAGGUUCAUGCCAUAAGAAUCAUGUUUCCUGUUUUCAGAAUCCAAGAUACAUGUCUAAAGAAACCUUUGGUGACUUAAAUCUGAUGAAAUAGAUUGAAUUUUGUUGCCUUAACACACUACUGCUAGCUAUUGUCAUACCUGAAAAUACAUUGAAAGUGACUGAAUGUCUUUGCUGUCUCUUCUGUCCUGGGCCGAGGAGCUUUGUGGGAAAACACCACCUCCUGUUGCAAAUGGGACUUGCACAUUCGGAGCAAUUUGUUGUCAUGUGUUAACACCUUUGAGGUACAUGGACUCUGAACCAGCUCAUAUCAUUUGAUGGGGUGCCAACAAUUCGACUGUGUAACACUUUUUGGGCUAUUACUGUCAUUAUCCUCCACCUCCACUCUGAGUUUGUGAUAGUAAACACUCUGGGUCAUUUUGGCAGUCCUCUCUUGGUCAUGGUUGUUGCUCGAAGCCUUCAUGGCAAUUCAUAACUCCAACCUGUUCUUGGUUUUGUGAGUUUUACUUUGUUUUGUAAAAGAAUGAUCUUAGUCCUUAGUCCUUUUGUUUUAAAAAGGCAAACUCAUGAUUUAGCCAUAACCUGAGAAUCCAUGCAUUAGCUUUAUGAGCACUAUGUGUACCAAAAUAAAGAGAGUAUUCAGCCAUUCUCUACAUAUUUUGUUGUUAUUCUUGUAUUUUUGUGCUUAAUAAAUUGUAGAUC
Monopterus albus (swamp eel) is the source of this 2657-nucleotide messenger RNA. It is a transcript of the gene ier5l, whose product is annotated as immediate early response 5-like. The transcript has a single exon. NCBI's taxonomy places the organism in Eukaryota, Metazoa, Chordata, Actinopteri, Synbranchiformes, Synbranchidae. The record is from RefSeq and is a predicted model, not a curated record. Bases 146 to 1039 code for a protein of 297 amino acids.